This is a messenger RNA of Fundulus heteroclitus (mummichog), 2404 nucleotides long. RefSeq names its product chromosome 20 C1orf159 homolog (gene c20h1orf159). The record is from RefSeq and is a predicted model, not a curated record. The transcript has 9 exons. NCBI's taxonomy places the organism in Eukaryota, Metazoa, Chordata, Actinopteri, Cyprinodontiformes, Fundulidae. Bases 177 to 785 code for a protein of 202 amino acids.
UUUUUUUUUUUUUUUUUUAAACCUAGUAUCUCCGAGUAGUAAGAUCAUCUGUGUCCGAGACAGGGUUUUACAGAGGUGGGUCCAUGACAAAUCCACCAGAGAACACCGGCGACUGCGUGGCUACAGCUCUGCUGCAGACCGGACCCACGGCUUUUUAACCCACGCAGGGUUCCAGUAUGGGUUUGUCGUUCCUUUUGGUCUUGGCUGCCUCCGUGAUCCUGAUCAGACCGGAGACGCCUGUAACGAAGGCCCUGCAUCAGAACUCACUGGAGUGCUGUGGAGAGAAGCAGAAAGGGAACAAUUCGUGCUCAAACGACACUCACUGUGAACCGGGUUGCUUCUAUCGUGUGCUGGAGAACAGCAACACAGCGUGCAUUUUCUGUGACUCAGCAGCGGUGGAUUUGGAGAAUGUAACCGUCUGCACAUACAAUUACACUUUGGACCGUAAAAACCACACAACAGUGACAACUGUCAUUCCUAAAAUCGGAGGCCCAGGUGUGGCGGCCUCUGUCCUUCUGGGAACUCUGUUGAUCAGCAUGUUCCUCAUCCUCACCGUUGCCUCCUUUUUCUACCUCAAACGCUCCAACCGGCUGCCGGGCAUCUUCUACCGGCGAAACAAAGCCUUUAUAUUUCAGCCAAGUGAAACGGCGGUUAUGAUUCCCUCCACAUCAGUGAGGAAGCCAAGAUACGUGAGAAGGGAGCGGCCGUCUGCAACGUCGACACUGAACAGCGCCGCAGUACCCACCUCAGCCACCACUCAGGUGUAUAAUGUGUCUGAGAAGUGAUGGGUUUUAGGUGCAGGCAGGAGAGGAAAAGCUCAGGAAGGAUGUCCAGUUCUGUGAUGUGAAGGAAAACAAAGCCGACUCUGGGAUUGUUGGCCAAAUUGAACUAUUGCUGCUAGCUGCUCCCACCUUCCUAUCACUAAGACUGACUCUGUUUGCGUUUUCAAACAUUGACCCGUCGUACUGAUGCUCUGAUCUCACUGGGAAAACUACAUUUAAUUUAACGUUUUUUUUCCAGUGAUGGUAACACUGUUUGCCCUAUUUUAUCGCUUUAUCUCCACUUCCCCAGAAUCACUGUUGAAUUAAGUGCCAAGAAUAGAGAGGGGGGCAUUGCACACCAUGUUUCAGAGUAGAUUAGUUUCGUUUUGAAAUGCUUGAAUUAGUCGGAGGAAAUAUAGCUGCUUAAACAAGAUAAAAAGCCUUUCUAUAUAAGCAACAGAGGUUUUAAUAAGCUGUUUUUAAUCUGCUGCUUCUUGAAUGUGAGCUCAGUAACGGCAUCUAAGUCGUUUAGCAUACAAUAGGUACAUUUUUCCUGUAAAUUUUUACAGUUUGGCAGCUGUAAUUUGUUUUUGUGAAGCAAACGGACAGCCCAGUCUUGUCGUUUUUCUACUAAACCAAUUUGUGUCUACUUUUUUUUUUUUUUUAUUCUUGCUUUGUAUUUGUGCACUCAUUGAGUUUUACUACUUAAACCACUGUUUGUGUCCUGCUGGGUCAGAUUAUAUCGAGGAGCAUUCCUGAAAGCACUGUAUGGAUCAAUAUUUCUUUUUGUUUUGAAUCAUGUCAGAUUUGUUGCUAUUGUAUUUAUAUUUGUAAGAAGUUGAUGUGUAUUGCGUGCAAACGCCAGGUAUUGUAGUUGUCUUUAACUGCAUUCUAUUGGCUGCUGUAGUAUUUAUAGUGUAUUUAUUUUAAAAAAUAACGUUUCAUCACAUUAAACCAGUUACGUUUAUUCCACUAUAUUCAGUUUAGAUCCAGACUUUUUGGGAUUUUUCCUUCUUCUUUUUACUUAAUGUUGGUGAGACUAUGUGCACUUUAAGAUAUCAAGCCCAUGUUGAAAAAUGUGGCUUUUUAAAAAGAAAAACUCCAAACAUCAUACCAAGUCUAGCUGUUGUUGUUUUUUAUUUUUUGUCCAGAAAAUAUUUUUCCCAUCAUAAACUGUAUAUACCUAAUAUUUAAUUAGCCAAAUGUCCGAAGAAAAUGGCUUGACUACAUUGCUGUGCCAUUGCGAGCUUUAAAUACAGCCAGUGAGCUUUUCAUGAUAAUGUAUCUGUGAUGGAUUGGGGGUUUUGAAUAGUAAACAGUGGCCUUUACUGCAUUAAUAAUCCUUAUCAAAGGUUUCCUGGCAAUAUGCUAUUGUCUUUAUCUGGCUUUAUUUUGACAAUUAUGGGUUACCGUUAAUUUUGUGGCUUUCUAUUUCAUGUAAGCCGCACAACUGCAGCCAUCAUUCCUUUGUGAUUCCUCCUUUUUUUGCUACUGGUGGUAGUUGUACAUUAAGCUCAAUAUCUGCAUAUAUUCUUUUAUACAAAUGGAGUGUUUUUGUAAUGUACAUUUUCUUGUUUUGGUGCCAUGAUGACUGUACAGAAGAUGUUUAAUUUGCAGAAAUAAAGCACCUUUCUACAAUAAAA